UUGGCGCCUCUUCGUCAGUCAUAAGCGCGCAUUCGGACGAUUCGCACGUGGUUCGCGGCGGCAUCACAAUUCUACUGGCUGUUGGCUUGUGCGGUGGUGGUGGUGAUGAGCGGGACUCGAGUGGGACUGCUGUGAAUAAAUCUUACCGUGGGACAUAGUGCUUUCGGCACACGUUUUUCCGACGCCGGAACUAGAAACCGGCAACAAAUGAGAAACGGAUCUUCGUUUGAGCAUAAAUUGUGUUCCAGUGGCAACAACAGUCGAUAGCCUCGCAGUCAGUGACGCGGAUUUACAUUACAUAAGGAAUAAUUGUGGCGGAUGCACCUGCACAAAUAGAUUCGGUUCGGAAUUGGUUUGCAUUUUGUGUUCCCUCCCGCUCCGUAGGGCGAAUUGCGGUGCGGUACAACGACGGGGUGACUCCUAUUGCUGGCACCACUAGUGGCAGGAUGUAGUUACAGUUGAAGAGUGAUGAUUGGUGAUUUUUUUUCUAACUUCCUUGCUGAGAAAUAUUUGAAGUUGUGCGAACACCGGAAAUUCAAUCCGCAUACGGUGGAAGUGAUCUGACGCCGCGCCGGGAUCUCAAAGUGGUGGAUUGUGCGAAAACUAUCCGCUAUCUGUGCUGGAUAAAGUUUCCGGCGACUGGUCGGAUUACAGGAAUACUGAAACAUACAAAAAUACACACACAGAGAGAGACGAAAGAAGUAAAUUGUUUGGUGACGUAAAUUUUUGUUUUCCAAUACACAGUUCUGUGCCAAAGUUUGAGCAAGUGAAUGGUGGUGAACGAGUUCGGAGUUUCAACAAAUUGGCAACAGUACUAAAACUAUCAGAUUUCUGCAGUUCGACCGAGAAACGAUUCCAGAACUUCGAUUGAGAUUGGUUUUCCCAAUACUCCGAUAAAUUUGAUGGGAGCCUUGGCUCCAUGACUUGGCGAAUAAACAUGACCGUCAACAUCGCAAUACAGAACGGCUCGUGUCAGCAGCAAAUCAGCACCGGGCAGCUGCCCUGAGAAUGGAUAAUGACCAGCCGUGGACCGGUGAUUGGUGCUCGAAAAACUACUGGCCAACGUUACGCUAUUUGGUAUCCUGUGCCAACUAUAAUAACAGCUGGACGUCCUACUGGGGACCGGACAUUAUCUGCGAUUACAGCACCUUUUCCGGGUCCCUGUUGGCCACGAUACCGUCUCGGGGAUCAUCGGUACCCCCCCAGCUGGCUCACUUGACGACCAGAAUCCCCCUAAAAGGAAACAGUGCAGCUGGAGGUGGUGACGGCGGCGGCACUGGCAGUGAUGCGGGUGCUGGUGAUGGAGGCAGUUCGGUAUUCCAGUCAGCAGCAUCGAUGGAUGGCCAUUCCGCAGUCGGGACAGCGAUGCGAUGCUUCCAAAACUUGAAGUGUGUGUUGAAAUCUGUAACCCCCAGCAACGAUGACAAACAAACUGAUUCAGCAAUAUCGAGCGUACCAUGGACCGACGCAUUGUACGAGUGCAGUCCGCUGAAAAUGAUGGACAGUGCGGACAACCUGUUGAAGGACUGCCUCACCAACUAUAACAGUACCGUGAUAGCCCGGAACAUCGCGAAACCAGUAUCGGAACUGCUGCUAAAACUGCCGAAACUAUCACUGGAAAUGAUGGCCAACGGCACGGUUCAACCCUGCGGCGUUACCUUCAGCAAUAAUAAUAACAGCAGCAGCAGUAGCAUUGCCGGACCGAGUCGGAUUAGCUACUAUCGGCACCAGCUGGUAUGCAACAACAGUGCUGGUCACUUUACCUUCUACGAGAAUGAUUCGUUCGAUCUGCAGAAUUCUUCGCUGGUCAGCCCGGUCAGCUCGUUAGAUCCACUGCAAUGUUUGCUGAGUAUCGAUUACGACGACGUGAUAAAGCAAUUGGCCGGGUUGGUGUUGGCCGCCAACGGGACAGCAGCAGCAGCAGCCAGCAGCAGCUCGACCAGUGCCGAUUCCCUCUCGACACUCGCGGAGGACGGCGGCGGAUUGACGAUGCGAUACGAGUGGAGUUUCCUGUUUGUAAUACUGUUCAUUUUCGCCGGCGGUCUCGGUAAUAUACUGGUUUGCCUUGCCGUUGCCCUGGAUCGAAAGCUGCAGAACGUAACCAAUUAUUUCCUGCUGUCGCUUGCCAUCGCGGAUCUGCUCGUUAGCCUGUUCGUUAUGCCACUGGGAGCGAUUCCGGGAUUUCUGGGGUACUGGCCGUUUGGCGUAACGUGGUGUAACAUUUACGUGACCUGCGAUGUUUUGGCGUGUUCGGCAAGUAUCCUGCACAUGUGCUUCAUCAGUCUGGGACGCUAUUUGGGCAUCCGGAAUCCACUCGGGAGCCGGCAUCAUUCUACGAAGCGACUGACGGGGAUCAAAAUAGCGCUUGUGUGGUUGCUGGCAAUGCUAGUCUCCAGUUCGAUUACCGUUUUAGGUAUUAUCAACGAAAAUAACAUCAUGCCCGGACCGCGAGAGUGCGUGAUCAACAAUCGAGCUUUCUUCGUGUUCGGUUCUCUAGUCGCAUUCUACAUCCCUAUGGUGAUGAUGGUAAUUACGUACGCAUUAACGGUGCAACUACUGCGAAAAAAGGCCAGAUUCCUUGCCCAGCACCCGGAAGGAGAGCUGUUUCGACGGCUCGGUGGUCGUAUGGCAGUAUCAAAGCACUCAUCUACUGGAGCGGGAGCUGGUCUCCCACUUCAAGCGGAUACGUCCUGUGCAAUUGUUUCCAAAGACUCGCUGGAGCUGCAGAGGAAUAACAUGAAUAAUAACAACUGCAAACAGCAGUCCCCCACCGGAAUGGCGUCGUGGCGGCUUCAUGGGUCAAAUUUAGACCGGAUUGGCAUCAUCUCGGGAGCACACCCGGUAACCGGGUACAGCAACGGUGGAACCGGCGGUCCGGUGAGCAGCAGCCCUUCUACUCCAAUCGCCGGGUCAGGCUCACGGGCAGUUCUGAAGCGGGGCCAGCAGCAGCAACUGCAUCAAUACCACCCGCAGCAGCACCACCAUCAUCACAACCGGCGCCAUCAUCAUCAUCGCCAUUCGCCGCAGCCGGGCGGCACUUGCGACCAGAGCACCCAAACGCCCGAUAGCAUCGAGCGGGAGACGAGACGGCGGCAAAAAUUUCGCUCCUUCCGGCUGAACCUGAACAGUGUGCCAACGCCGAGCAUAAAUUUCAAUCUGAAAUUUCUGGCUAGUAAAAAGCGUAGCAACCUCUCGGCGAACGCGGUGGCCACGGAGCAAAAAGCUACCAAGGUUCUCGGACUGGUGUUUUUCACCUUCGUGUUCUGCUGGGCACCGUUUUUCAUACUGAAUAUUAUCUUUGCGGCGUGUCCCGAAGUGAAAGUCCCGGAACGGAUAGUCAACAUCUGCCUAUGGCUGGGCUACGUCUCAUCGACCAUCAAUCCAAUCAUCUACACAAUCUUCAAUAAGACCUUCCGGGCGGCUUUUAUUCGACUUUUGCGCUGCCGAUGCGAAAAAUCGGGCCGCCCAUCGAGGUAUCGAUCCGUGACCGACAGCCGGGGAACCAUCAGUCUCUGUACCCCGUCGGCACUACCGUUGGCCAUUUCGAUGCAAGGGGCACCGCUUCUGACGCCGAACAGUACUCAAGUGACACCGCUCAGUGAUUUUCGUGGAAGCUACGAGAUCACCGAUGACGAUUGUUAGAUCUCCUCGCUGUACCUGUCCUGAUUGUAUUAAAUGAAGAAAGAAAAUAAGAACAACUAGUAUAUAAUUGGUACUCCUACAAACUAUCUUCCUAAAUUAACGAGAAAACGUAGUAUGUAUGUAUUGAUGUAUUGACGUAUGGACUGCUCAGCAGUUGGACCAGUUGAUCAAAAUAUAACGCAGGUUUUAAAAGCAAACAUUAGUUACCAAAUAGAUCAUAAGUAAAUGAAAUUGUGCGCACAUCCAUCCUCACCCAAAAAUCCCAUUCACUAGUCAGAUGUUUGGAAUUGUAAAACUAAAGCAAUGUAAACCCAAAGUAUUACAGUUACAAUUUAUUAGUGAGCAGAAUACAGACCCUAGCAGUUAGGUCCUUUGUCGAUGUGAAGACGAAAUGAUGUUAAAAUAAAGAUUAUACUGUUUGACGUUUGA
Molecule: messenger RNA, 4071 nt
Organism: Malaya genurostris
Lineage: Eukaryota; Metazoa; Arthropoda; Insecta; Diptera; Culicidae
Gene: 5-HT2A
Exons: 9
Coding region: 1009-3642 (877 amino acids)
Biological process (GO): chemical synaptic transmission; serotonin receptor signaling pathway; G protein-coupled receptor signaling pathway, coupled to cyclic nucleotide second messenger
Cellular component (GO): membrane; dendrite
Molecular function (GO): neurotransmitter receptor activity; serotonin binding; G protein-coupled serotonin receptor activity
Source: RefSeq, a predicted model, not a curated record